CCCUGCGGAGGGUCGAGCCGUUGAUCCCCGUCAGGUGUCCCGGCGCCAGGACCGGGUCUACAGACUGUUGAGGGGGCAAAGUAGGAGCCUGAGGAGAGGAGGCCAGGCGACCCUGCCUCCCUCCGAGGCCAGCGCUUCUGAAUUCUGCUCGGCGUCCGGGCGUUCGCGCCCUCCUGGGGCCUCGGCCUUCUGAGGCGAAGGGGCCAGGGGAGGCCUGGGUUAGCGAGGCCAUGUCCGGCUCUGGCCUGCGCGGCCCCGCUCGUUCCACGUCAGCGCUUUGUCACUCCCGGCCGAGGGCCUGCGCGCCGCCGACAAGUACUCCCGAGGCGCUGGCCGAUGUGGGAUGGUGCAGGACUUCUGGGGGCCACAAUUGCUCCUUUUCCUGGAGAUGUGACCCAAGGUGAGCUGUUACACCCUCUUCCUGGCAGCCUGUGCUCCCACCCCGGAAUCCUGCGCUUCUUCUCUGUCCUGCCUCUCCAGUUUGCUUCUACUCCACUGGCUGCAGGGCACUGUCUCCAGGAGGCCCUGGUAAAGUAUCCCCGUAUUACCUGGGAGCAGUUAGCCCAUCGAUCUACCCAGUGGCUCUUCACUAGAGCGUCCCGACACGCCAGACAUCAGUCAUCUGUGAUUACUGACCGCCGCUGCCUCAGCCAAGCAUCUUCCCUUCGUUGUUUCUCUUUUCCUUUCCAACGUUCUUAUAAAGCUGGGCUGCUCCGGCAAUGGCUGUGGGGAAGAGAUGGAGAAGCCAUGAAGGCUCUGCUGAUUUUCACUGGAAUGAAAAGAGAGAGGACGAGAUCCAGAGAGAAGGAGGAAAUGCCAGUGGUUGCUGCUUCUGUGCGUGUCCCCAGCUCGGAUUGGGUGCGACGGUCUGCCUUCGACCCCGUACCCACGACAGACGCCCAGAAAAUCCGUUCUAAAUUAGUGACCCAGGCGGGCUCGCCCGCACAUCUCCGGAUUCGCUUCCCCACACCCUUUGAGCGCCUUGCGUUCGGGCGCGCAGCCGCGCUGGGCCCCGCUGACAGGCCCGGCUCACCCGGGGCGCUGAAGGGCCGAGGGAGGCCCUGGACCCCGCGAAGAGACAAGCCAGGAAGGCGCCCGGCGCUCCCGGAUCACCCGGCGAGCGUUUUUCUCACGUGA
Lagenorhynchus albirostris (white-beaked dolphin) is the source of this 1137-nucleotide messenger RNA. RefSeq lists its product as uncharacterized. The transcript has 6 exons. The record is from RefSeq and is a predicted model, not a curated record. The coding region runs from base 337 to 1137 and encodes 266 amino acids. Lineage: Eukaryota; Metazoa; Chordata; Mammalia; Artiodactyla; Delphinidae.